CAAAUGUUCUUAUUGUCCAGCUAAGUGGUCAAGAGGUGAACUACAAAAACUUGAAGCCCAUCUUGCAUUAGAGUGUCCUAAUGUAGAUAAUGAGAUUUGGCAAAUAUAUUUACUUCAACAGUCAGAAAACAUAACUGGUUUAAAAAAACAGAAGUUAAACAAUCAGCCUAAUCUUACAAAAUAUUUCCUACAAAAAGCAGAAAAUUUAUCUGAAGAGCGAAUAAGCUCUAUAAAUGGCUCAUUACUAAAAGCAUUUGUGGUCUGUGCUUUAGAUGGGUGGACAUCGUCUAAUAGAAGUUCUAUUUACAGUUUUAUGAUUUUGACACCUAUGCAUAUUAAGUUCUUAUAUUCAUUGAAAGAUUUUUCAGCAAAUUCACAUACUGCAGGAUUUCUUGCAGAUGAAAUCAAUAUAAUUUUAAAUGAAAUUGGGUCCAACAAAUUUGCAGCAAUUGUGACAGAUAAUGCUAGUAAUGUUAAGCUUGCAUGGCAAAUUAUUCACAAAAAGCAUCCAAAUAUUUUAAGUUUGAAUUGUAUUGCACACUGUAUUAACCUUAUAUCAAAGGAUAUUCUUA
Molecule: messenger RNA, 572 nt
Organism: Dentiscutata erythropus
Lineage: Eukaryota; Fungi; Glomeromycota; Glomeromycetes; Diversisporales; Gigasporaceae
Source: the annotation of a GenBank genome assembly